Olea europaea var. sylvestris is the source of this 2346-nucleotide messenger RNA. Its product is annotated as aluminum-activated malate transporter 4-like. NCBI's taxonomy places the organism in Eukaryota, Viridiplantae, Streptophyta, Magnoliopsida, Lamiales, Oleaceae. The coding region runs from base 192 to 1937 and encodes 581 amino acids. The record is from RefSeq and is a predicted model, not a curated record. Gene Ontology annotation, cellular component: plant-type vacuole membrane. Gene Ontology annotation, biological process: malate transport. The transcript is spliced from 6 exons.
UACCUUCUCCUAAUAGGCUAAUAAAUCUUUCUAGUUGGAUUAACCCAAAAUCUUUACAUAUUCAACUUAUAAAUUCCAAUAACUCGAUCCAGAUAUCUGACAAAUUUUCACAACUUUCAGGCAAUGAUUUGGACUUUAGAUCGCAAACCCACUUUUAAUGUUCCUUAUUUUUGAUAUUCCAAGAAAUUAUUAUGGCAGCCAAUUUUGGAUCUUUAAGACAAAGUUUUGUCGAGAGAGGGAGAGAAAAAUUGCUGUCCAGAAAAUAUAAUUCCGACGUAGAAUUUGAUGCAUCCUAUAAUGGACAUGAAGGUUGUUUACAUUGGUUGUUUCGAUCGGCCCAGGAAAAAUUUUCUAGAUGGUGUAGCAAUGUUCAAGAAACUGCGGCCAAGGCUUAUAAGAUGGGUCGUUCCGAUCCAAGAAAAGUGGUGUUUGCAGCUAAAGUCGCCUCUGCUCUUUCGCUUGUUUCAAUCCUUAUUUUCCUCAAAGAACCCCUUCCUUAUAUUGGCAAACACUCCAUCUGGGCCAUCCUUACUGUUGUUGUCGUGUUCGAGUUCAGCAUAGGAGCUACGCUGAACAAAGGACUUAAUCGCGCACUGGGGACAAUAUCGGCUGGAGCACUGGCUCUGGGCAUUGCUGAAUUGUCAUUAAUGGUGGGGAAAUUUCAAGAAGUUGUGAUCGUGAUCAGCAUUUUUAUUGCUGGUUUUUUUGCAAGUUAUUUGAAGUUGCACCCUGCGAUGAAGCAAUACGAAUAUGGAUUUAGAGUCUUCUUGUUGACAUUUUGUAUUGUACUCGUAUCUGGCACUUCAGAUUUUGUGCAAACAGCUGUUUCUAGACUACUUCUAAUUGCACUUGGAGCUGGUAUUUGUUUACUUAUUAAUUUAUGUGUUUAUCCCAUUUGGGCUGGCGAGGAUCUGCAUAAAUUGGUGGUGAAAAAUUUUAAGGGCGUCGCCACUUCGUUGGAAGGUUGCGUCAAUAUGUAUUUGCAAUGUUCUGCGUAUGACAGAAUACCCUCGAAAAUUCUCGUCUAUCAGGCUUCUGAUGAUCCAUUGUACACUGGAUAUAGAGCUGCAGUAGAGUCUACAAGCCAAGAGGAUUCUCUGCUGGGUUUUGCCAUAUGGGAACCACCUCAUGGCCGUUACAAAAUGUUCAAUUAUCCCUGGAGUGAAUACGUCAAAGUUAGUGGUGCACUAAGGCACUGUGCAUUUAUGGUUAUGGCUAUGCACGGAAGUAUCCUUUCCCAUAUACAGGCACCAUUUGAACUACGACAGGUUUUUAAGAAUGAGAUUCAGAGGGUUGGAAAUGAAGGUGCUAAAGUGUUACGAGUGCUUGGAGAAAAAGUACAAAAGAUGGAAAAACUAGCCCCGGGAGACUUCCUCCAGGAUGUUCAUGCUGCUGCUGAGGAUUUGCAACUGAAGAUUGAUGAAAAAUCUUAUCUUUUGGUAAAUGCAGAGAGCUGGGAAAGUGUAAAACGGCCUGGGAAAUUUAAAGACCCUGAGCACCUUCAAGAUCUCAAGGAUAACGAAAGCAAACCAUUAGUGAUAAAUUCCCUUAGUGCAAUCAAUCUGAAAUCAACCUACUCUUUUAAAAACUACGAUCUGCAGAAUCCAAACAUGAGCACCAAUCUCUCUGUUUCUCAAUGGGGUUCCGGAGAAGAUAUGCUCAAACACCAAACAUUGUGGCCAUCAAGGCUUUCACUUAUUGGCGAUACCAUUCUCAACGAGCGUGAAGUACGAACAUAUGAAAGUGCAAUUGCAUUGUCACUCUCAACAUUUACAUCUCUGUUGAUUGAGUUUGUGGCUAGGCUUCAGAAUCUCGUGGAGUCAUUUGAAGUACUCAGUGAGAAAGCAAAAUUCAAGGACCCCAUAAUUUCGACCGAAACAAAAGUAGAACCUGGUUGUUGGGACUCGUUUCUCAAGCGAAUAUGCUGCAAGGAUUAAUGUAGCCGUCUUCUAUUCGUCUAAAUGUUAUUAUUUUGACUCUUGUUCCGUGUUGUCAAAUCUUUAAGGUGGCCGUUGAAGAUACAUAUGACAUAUUUGGUAGGAAGGAUUUGACAGUAUUUGAUAGUGUCAGAAGAGGAAAAUAAGCUAAACUCUGUUCAUUGUAACAAAAUUCUAUGUGCAUACCAAAUACAUGCAUGUAGGAUUUUAUUAAGUUAGUGGUUUGUCUUGUUAGACGAAACUGAGGGGGGUUGUUUUGUAUGUAGGUGGCUAACAGUUCUCAAAAUAAUGUGUUAAUAUGAAUGAUCAAGGCACUUGAUUUUUGCUCAAGGAGUGGGUGUUUUGUAUGUAGGUGGCUAACUGUUCUCAAAAUAAUGUGUUAAUAUGAAUGAUCAAGGCAUUUGAUUUU